Chelonus insularis is the source of this 887-nucleotide messenger RNA. It is a transcript of the gene SrpRbeta, whose product is annotated as signal recognition particle receptor beta. The record is from RefSeq and is a predicted model, not a curated record. Lineage: Eukaryota; Metazoa; Arthropoda; Insecta; Hymenoptera; Braconidae. Bases 73 to 810 code for a protein of 245 amino acids. The transcript has 4 exons.
AUAAAUCAAAGAGACACAUGGACAUCAAAUUUUGUGUAAUCACUAAGUGCAGCUGUUGAAAUUAUCAUAAAAAUGGAGAAACGUGUAGAACCACUUGUGGAAAAUACUGAAAUAUCGCAAAUAUUUGGAAUAGUAGUAGCUGUUUUUGCUGUUAUCAUAACUUUAGUAAUUUUUAUCUUUUGGCAAAGACGAAGAUCUGUUGGCCGUAGUGUUCUUCUUACAGGGCUCAGUGAUGCCGGUAAAACUUUGCUCUACGCUAGGCUCAUUCAUUCCAAGUUUGUAGAAACAUACUUGUCGUCAAAGGAAAAUGUUGGUGACAUCACAAUUAAAGAUCAAAAUCUUCAAAUUAUUGACAUUCCUGGUCAUGAGAGAUUAAGAAAUAAAUUUUUUGACAAAUAUAAAUCAUCUGCUCGAGGAUUAAUAUUUGUUAUUGAUUCUGUAACUGUUCAAAAAGACAUCCGAGAUGUUGCUGAAUAUUUAUAUACUCUUCUCUCUGAUUCAAGCAUUGAAUCUAAACUUCCUAUAUUAAUACUCUGUAAUAAACAAGAUCAAACAAUGGCUAAAACCAGUAAAGCAAUAAAAGCUAUGCUAGAAAAAGAAAUCAAUCUCGUUCGAGUUACAAAGUUAAAACAACUUGUCGAUACAGACGCAUCUGUGGAAACUACAUACCUUGGAGCAGGAGAGAAAAAUUUUGAAUUUUCUCAUUUGAAUAACCAAGUUGAUUUCGCUGAAUGCAGCUUACAUUGUAAAGAAUCAGAAUCUGAAGUGAAUAUUGAACAAUUAAAUAAUUGGCUUCAUAAAAUUGUUUGAAAUGCAUUGUAAAAAAUUCAUUAUUUUGUAAAUUUAUUUUCUACUCAUUGAACUAAUAAAGAAAGUUUUAAUGUUUA